CAAAAUAAUAUGGCGGACGGUACGGAGUGGUGGGAACGAUCGAAAGUGUUAUGAUACUGCUGUGGUGUCAUUUUACAGACAGAGAUAUUUAGAAUGUGGUUCCUAGAAUGUUGCUAGCUUCACAUGACACAUCCAGCAUGAAUGCCCGUGGUAGCUACGAGUCUGAGCGACAAAACCUACUCGAUCGUCUACUUGAUGCAGUCAAACAAUGUCAGGUGCGAUUUGGAGGGAAGACCGAGUUGGCUACAGAUACAGAUAGCAGGGUUUCUUGUCUAUUAGCACAGUUGCAGGCCAUAUUGGGACAUGGAUUGAAGAAACCAAAGGGCACAAUAAGGGCAUUCAUGCAAGUUGGGCAAGUUGCUGGAAUCACAAAACAGCAGGAAUUAGAGCCAGAUUUCUAUGUUUUCAUAAAGGAACAUCUUAGUAAGAAUGAAAUAGAGAGAUUUGCUGGACUGCAUCACAUCAACACAGAUGCUGGACGAGGCCGUGCUUGGCUGAGAUCAACACUGAAUGAACACACACUAGAGAAAAGUAUCCACAACAUCCUGUCAAACAAAGCACUUCUGAGGUCAUACUAUGAGAGCGAAGCAUUUUUAGUUGAUGAAGAAAAGUCAAGCAUGUUACCAAUGAUAUCAGCUGGCUUGAGUUCUAUAUUAUUUGCCCUUGGAAUUGAUAAAGAAGAACUUAAUGCUAAACAAAUUUCUUCACCAUCAACUAAAGAAGUUUUUUCCAAUCUUUUACCAUCUUUUCCUGCUUCAAGACCAAAAGAAGAUCMAGCAGCAAUAUUGGCAGAAACCACAUCAAAUAAGAAAGCUAAAAAGAAGAAAAAGAAAAAGAGUGCAGCUAUUGUAUCGAUUGAUGAUAUUGAUGAUAUGGACAGCAGUAGAGAAGACUUACCAAAAUUAGAUUCCACAAAUUUUCAGCCUAACUGUCAAUCAACAAAUACCAUAAAACCAGGCCACUCCAGAUCAUCGUCAUAUCCAGGAAAGAUAAAUGUUGAAGUUGCUGAUACUGUAAUGCCAAAUACACAUUAUUCUCAUGGGUUCUCCAGAGAAAUUUCUUUAUCAGAUGACAGCAUUGCCAAAUGGACAGAUAGGAAUUCUGAGGAACUAGAUUGUGUUGUUAAUCCUGAUUUGAAUAAAACUAUAUAUACACAGUCAGUGGAAACCAUUGAAGAAAAAGAUGAAAAACAUGUUACAAUUGACAAUAAUGUCUCAGAUGAUGAUAAGGAGUCAUCACUGAUUCCAAAUGAUAGUAGUAAAGGUAAUUCUGAUGGGGUUUCUGAAAGUACUGAACAAAGUAUACUUCCAAAUAAAACUGAAAACAAAAGUAGUUUAUUUAGCUUCAAGUCAUUCAAAUCACAAAAAAAUAGGACAACAUUUUAUGUGGAAAGUAUUGAUAUGAGUGGACCUAGUGAGGAAGACCUGUUGUCAAGCUCAGUUUCCAAGGAGAGUGAAAUUUUAUUGGUGAUGGGAGGCGAAGAUGGACUAUUACCUUUAACUGAAAGCAAACUUGAAGAACAAACUGUUACAAAUAUUGACAAUAACCAUGAAGGACAGGGAGGACAUGAUGGAGAAGAAGAAAAGAACAGUUCUAAAGACAGUGUCUCAUUGUCAAGUAAUUCAUGGCUUGAUGAUACUGAUGAAAGACUUGAUCAAAGUGAGGAUGAAUUAAUGAGGGCAAGGUCUGAGUCAAUGUCAGCUGCUACAGAUGCUGCUGCUGCUGCCUUGGAGCUAUGUAGCCCAAGAGACCCCAUGACAAGUAUAACAUCAAGUGAUGGGAAAGUAAAUCUCAUAAAGCAUAGUGAAUCUCAAGAAGACACCAUGUCUACAAGUGAGCUGAAGCAGGCAAUUGUUUCAAUGAUGUUACACAAAGAUGAAAUUGAAGAUCAAAACAGGAUAUUGCGUCAACUUCUUGAAGAAAAGCAAAGAGAAAAAGAAGUGUUGCAAGCAGAGGUUGAGCAACUUAGUGAGGAGAACAAACAGAAAGAAGACAAGAGUGUUGUACAGAUUGAAGCUCUCACCAGAGAGAAUGAAGUCUUAAAGCACCAGCUGAAAAAGUAUGUUGGUGCAGUACAGUUGCUGAGAAGUAGCAUGAAUGAAGGAGGCUCUACUAAUCCACAAGCUUUGUCUGGAAUCAGGCAAGAUGAAUUGAUUCCAGCACCACCAGAACAACAGCACGAUGAAGAUAUUGACAGUGCUAAUGAGGCUAAAGAGUACAAGCAGAAACUAAUUCAAGUUGCUGAGAUGCAUGGUGAGCUGAUGGAGUUUAAUGAACGACUUCAGCUUCAGUACAACUACUGGCAAGCACAAGCCUUGAGGCUUCAAGAAGAGUUGAUUGAUUUACGUGGUCCUCUUCCACAAGAUUGCCAAGCUAAAGAAACAGCCAAUGUAUUUGAUCCUCUGACUGCAGCUGCCAGAAACAGACCUCUGAUCAAUGUCUGGAUUCCUUCUGUGUUUCUUAAAGGCAAAGGUUCUGCUGGAGUCCAUCAUCUAUAUCAGGUUUAUGUACGGAUCAAAGAUGAUGAGUGGAAUGUUUACAGGCGCUACUCUCAAUUUCAUGAACUGCACAAAAAGCUAUAUAAGAACCAUAAGAUUGUAGACACAUUCAAGUUUCCUUCAAAGAAGACCUUUGGCAACAGGGGCAGAAAAUUUGUAGAGGAACGUCGCAAGGCUCUCCAAGAAUACAUCCGCCAUGUUGUGAAUUUACUCAUUUCAACAACACCCGAGCUUACAUCAAGCACCUCUAAAUCUACUCUCCUUGACAUUGUACCAUUCUUUGGGGAUCCUUAUCCACCACGACUGGCAUCAAAGAAAGCAUCCAUAAAAAGUAAAAACACACAGCCCUAUGAUGGUCUGUGACAAUCAGAUAAAACAACAAACAAAUAUUUGAUGCUGUAUUUUUAUGACAAUACUAUAG
This is a messenger RNA of Exaiptasia diaphana, 2919 nucleotides long. Its product is annotated as sorting nexin-29. NCBI's taxonomy places the organism in Eukaryota, Metazoa, Cnidaria, Anthozoa, Actiniaria, Aiptasiidae. Gene Ontology annotation, molecular function: phosphatidylinositol binding. The record is from RefSeq and is a predicted model, not a curated record. Bases 108 to 2861 code for a protein of 917 amino acids. The transcript is spliced from 25 exons.